UUAUUUUAUUUCAUUUUAUUUUUUGAUGCUUCUUGGGCUGUUUUUGCCUUUUACGAAUAUAUUACCUCUCUAAUUUGGGAAGAAAUAAUAUAUUAACACAACACUCAAAGCACGGUUGUUUAUUUAGUUUCAUGUUCUAAUACUCUUAUUUAAUAUUUCCCACGUGUAUAAAUAUACUAUUUUUGGAUAUUUAUUGAUAUUUAUUGCACUUAUAUUCUGAACUUUUCAAACCUGUAUCUUUUUUUUUUUUUUUUAUGUCGUCGAGUAGUGAAAGUGGUGGCGAAACAGUUAAAAGAAAUAAUGUUGUCAUUAAAGUUGGCAUGGUAGGCGAUUCGCAAAUUGGUAAAACAAGCUUAAUGGUCAAAUAUGUAGAAGGUUCAUUUGAUGAAGACUACAUUCAAACAUUAGGUGUUAAUUUUAUGGAAAAAACUAUUUCUAUAAGAAACACGGAAAUAACUUUCAGUAUAUGGGAUCUUGGCGGUCAGCGAGAAUUUGUAAACAUGUUGCCUUUAGUAUGCAAUGAUGCUGUCGCUAUUCUUUUUAUGUUUGAUUUAUCGCGGAAAUCCACUCUAAACAGUAUUAAAGAAUGGUACCGACAAGCGAGAGGUUUUAAUAAAACCGCGAUCCCAUUUUUAAUUGGAACAAAAUAUGAUCAAUUUGCAAAUUUUCCAAAGGAAGAACAAGAAGAAAUUACAAAACAAGCACGUCGAUUUUCUCGUGCAAUGAAGGCUCCAUUGAUUUAUUGCUCUACUUCACAUUCAAUUAAUGUACAAAAAAUUUUUAAGAUUGUCCUUUCUAAAGCAUUCGAUCUUAAAUGUACUAUUCCAGAAAUUAAAGAAGUUGGUGCUCCUAUAUUAGAAUAUGCUAGUCAUAGUACUCCUUGAAAUGAAAUAUUGAAGAGCACGUUAAUAAUAUAUUUUAUUAAUAUUAUAUUAUAUAGCCUCUAUUAUUAUUAUAAUUUGAUGUUGAUGAAUCAAGUAUAUUACAAAUUACAUAUUACAAAAAAAAUUAUUUUUUA
Molecule: messenger RNA, 1018 nt
Organism: Rhizophagus irregularis DAOM 181602=DAOM 197198
Lineage: Eukaryota; Fungi; Glomeromycota; Glomeromycetes; Glomerales; Glomeraceae
Source: RefSeq, a predicted model, not a curated record